Molecule: messenger RNA, 2151 nt
Organism: Ilyonectria robusta
Lineage: Eukaryota; Fungi; Ascomycota; Sordariomycetes; Hypocreales; Nectriaceae
Product: major facilitator superfamily domain-containing protein
Exons: 6
Coding region: 1-2151 (716 amino acids)
Biological process (GO): transmembrane transport; phosphate ion transport
Cellular component (GO): membrane
Molecular function (GO): phosphate transmembrane transporter activity
Source: RefSeq, a predicted model, not a curated record
AUGCCCGACUCCGACGAUAUGCUGCCGCCGCCGGCGAGCCCUUUCCUCCACGACCGCACCUACGGCGGCAAUAAUGCCUUUCACAACUUUUGGAAUGAUUACUCUCACAUCACUGACCCCAACCUGCGACGCCGCCUCGCCUUGUCCGAGAUUGACAAGGUUCCAUUUGGCCUAUACCAUGUCCGCGCCGUAUUAGUCGCAGGCGUGGGUUUCUUCCUCGACUCAUAUGACAUCUUCGCCAUCAACCUCGUCACAUCCCUGCUUGGUGUCGUCUUCUGGGGAGACAAGGACCCCCGAAACGGUUUUGGCGGCAACGAUGGCUACUUGCCCGAUCCUGUCAACCAGGCAUUCAAGGCCUCAACCAGUGCUGGAAUUGUCAUUGGCAUGGUGGCAUUUGGAUGGCUCGCUGACGCGUUUGGACGCCGUCGUAUGUACGGUGUCGAGCUCGGCAUAAUCAUCCUAGCAACACUAAGCUGCGCACUCGUCUCGUCAAGUCCGUCUAUGGGCUCAACUGGCCUGCUAAUAUUCUGGCGCGUCAUGAUGGGCAUCGGUAUUGGCGGCGAUUACCCGCUAUCUUCAGUAAUUACAGCAGAGUUUGCUCCCACGAGGUGGCGCGGCGCCAUGGUGGCGGCCGUUUUCUCUAUGCAAGGUUUCGGACAGCUCGGUGCAGCCAUCGUUGCCCUCAUCACCAACCUCGCCUUUAAGCAGGCAUUCGUCGACAUCCCCAACGAGGGCGAGUGUGGUUUCGAAUGCCGCCUGGCCGCCGAUCGAUCUUGGCGUAUCAUCAUCGGAGUUGGCGCUAUCCCGGCCUGCUUAGCUCUCUAUUACCGAAUCACCAUUCCCGAGACGCCCCGGUAUACCUUUGACAUCCAGCACGACGUUGAAAAGGCCGACGCCGAUAUCAAGGCAUACGUGUCGAGCAGGUCCAAGGGGCAGUUUGACGUGGGCCAACAGGAACGGCGUAGGACUAUCGCCGGGCGGGCACUCAACAUCCCCCAUGCCUCGUGGAGCGAUCUCAUAUCCUUCUUCCGCCAGUGGGCCAACUUUAAGAUGCUCCUGGGAACCACUCUUUCCUGGUUCUUUCUUGAUCUCGCUUUUUAUGGCCUGGGGUUGAAUAAUACCAUCGUUCUCCAGGCGGUAGGCUAUGGCAGUGGCAAUUCGAUGUACGAAAAGCUUCAUAACCAGGCUGUGGGCAUGAUUAUCUUGACAUGUGCUGGCUCGAUUCCGGGCUACUGGUUUGCCGUAUUCACCAUCGACACGGUCGGCCGCAAGCCUCUCCAGGUGAUUGGCUUUUCUCUUCUAACUAUCCUCUUUUGCAUUCUGGGUUUUGCAUACAAGAAGCUCAGCGAAGGCGCUUUGCUAGCCCUCUACAUUAUCGGCCAGUUCCUUUUCAAUGCCGGCCCAAACACAACCACCUUUAUUGUCCCGGGAGAAUGCUUCCCUACACGAUACCGCUCAACCGGACACGGAAUAUCUGCUGCCAUGGGUAAGAUUGGAGCAAUCAUCGCCCAGGUUAUCAGUAUUCCCUUGAUACGCAAAGGUGCCACUGAAGGCUGCAAGGGUACCGAGUGCUCUCCAAACCUACACCGGCUGCUUCAACUCUUUGCGCUCUUCAUGCUCUUUGGCACCUUGGUCUCCUUGCUCAUCCCGGAGACUAAGGGGAUGACUCUCGAGGAACUUUCCGGUGAACCUCGCACCAGCUACAAUGCGGGCUGCAACGGCAGCAUCAGCCUCGGAUCCCCCAAGAUGCGAAAGUGGAACCCGUUCCGCGGCGGCCAACCUGCUGGGUUCUCUUAUCCCCGAUCGAGGGUGGGCAACUUUUCCAAGAGGAAGAUGGAUCGCGUUGGCAUCAUGACAUCCCCCGAACUCGUCGCGGAGAACUCUCGCCUGCGGAAAACACGCCUCUGGCGGAAGCACCACAAAGUGAAGACGAGCAGCGAAGGGACCAAUGAGAUUGCGCUUAGCACGCGCAGCUCAGCAACCGCCGACGACGACAUCUUCCCAGCAGGUGCCCCGAUGUCGAUGAACCACGCCACUCCUCAACCGCCGCCGAGUUGGGGUGCAGGAUGGGGUAGAGUCGACCGGGGAGGACCUCCGCCUCUGCUUAAUGCGGUUCAGCUGCAGGACGUAGGCAUGCUCUUGUCCAAGUAG